This is a messenger RNA of Stereum hirsutum FP-91666 SS1, 3803 nucleotides long. Its product is annotated as DNA-directed RNA polymerase I polypeptide 2. Gene Ontology annotation, molecular function: DNA-directed RNA polymerase activity; ribonucleoside binding; DNA binding. NCBI's taxonomy places the organism in Eukaryota, Fungi, Basidiomycota, Agaricomycetes, Russulales, Stereaceae. Gene Ontology annotation, cellular component: nucleus; RNA polymerase I complex. The coding region runs from base 23 to 3724 and encodes 1233 amino acids. The record is from RefSeq and is a predicted model, not a curated record. Gene Ontology annotation, biological process: DNA-templated transcription. The transcript has 12 exons.
CGCUUGUCCAGCAUCAUUCACCAUGCCCGACGGCUCUGGUCCCUCUACAUCUACGUACAAGAAUACAUUCAAUACCGUCGAGCGGGAGAAGACUUUCAGAAGGCCGCCUUCGAAAUCCAAUACCGUUCCUAUCCUUCAGGAGUUCGUUGCACCCCACAUCGAAUCCUUCAAUGCUCUCUUCGACGACUCAGGCUUGCCUUGGGGAGACGGUAACGGCCAUGGACUUCUGUCUUUGGGACUGAAAGAUAUCGGAGAACGGGUCAUGUUUGACCGAGAUCCAUCAAAAGCAGCAGCCGGUUCAUGGGGUAACCGUAUGAGCAUAUGGAUCGAACAGGUGUCUAUUGCGAGGCCGAUGGUUCCGGACAAGGACAGGCAAGCAACGGAGCGUAAGGUAUUUCCGACCGAGGCUAGAGAACGACUGACAUCGUACCGUGGUCGUAUGACGAUCAAAAUAUGUUGGAAACUGGACUCUGACCCACAACCGCGUACGCUCACACGGGAUUGUGGCCUGGUCCCUAUCAUGGUUCGGUCCGUUCGGUGUAAUCUUCGCUCGAUGUCGUCUGCUGAACUUGUCAAGCACCACGAAGAGCCAGAGGAGUUUGGCGGAUACUUCGUCAUCAAUGGAAACGAACGUCUCAUUCGAUAUCUCAUUCUUCCCCGACGAAAUCAUGUCGUUGCUCUUUCUCGACCUUCGUUCGUCGGCCGGGGACCAUCAUACACUCCCUACGCCGUUCAGAUUCGUUGCGUCCGUCCGGACCAAACCGCUGUUACCAACACCUUACACUACCUGUCCAAUGGCAGCGCAAUGUUCCGCUUCAGCUGGAGGAAACAAGAAUAUGUCAUCCCAAUCAUGCUUAUUCUCAAAGCUUUGGUCAGUGCGUCGGACAUGGAGAUCUUUGAAGGCGUCAUGAUGCAGGAUUACGACAAUACCUUCCUUACCGACCGCGUCGAAUUGCUCCUACGCAGUUUCAAAAUGUACAGUCUGUACACCGGGGAUCAGUGCUUAGACUAUCUAGGCGACAAGUUCAGGGUCGUACUCGGAUUGCCGGAGGACUGGAAUAACCAAGCCAUUGGCGCAUGGAUCAUCCACAAAUUGGUGCUUGUGCACUUGGACGAUGUCCGAGAGAAGUUUAGGAUGCUUCUGUUUAUGCUACGCAAAUUGUACUCAAUCGUCUCCAAGUCAUGCUGUGUCGACAACCCCGAUUCUCCUCAGCACCAAGAAGUUCUUCUCCCUGGUCAACUCUAUGGCAUGAUCAUCAAAGAAAAGCUCGAGGAUGCAUUGAACCAGAUUCGUACUCAAGUCGCUCUUGACGUGAGGAGAGGAGAUUCUUCGGUGGACUUUCAGAAUGACCGUUACAUCACCAAAAUUAUCAAUAAAGUGAACUUCGACAUCGGCGCCAAGAUGUCGAACUUCCUAGCCACUGGCAACCUUGUGUCACCCACAGGUCUGGAUCUUCAACAGGCUUCUGGCUUUACCAUCGUCGCCGAAAAGCUCAACUGGCAUAGAUACAUCAGUCAUUUUAGGUGUAUCCACCGUGGAGCAUUCUUCGCCGAGCUCAAAACUACUACAGUUCGAAAACUGCUUCCUGAAGCAUGGGGCUUUCUUUGUCCUGUGCACACCCCCGAUGGUUCUCCCUGCGGUCUCCUAAACCACCUUUCCCGCACUUGUCGCAUCGUCACUGCUCCUCUCGCUGUUGCUCAUCUUCCCUCCCUCCUCAUUGAACACGGCAUGACACAAGCGUUCUCCACCUCCGUUGACGGUAGUAAAAACCUUUGCGUCCAGCUCGACGGCCGCGUCAUCGGCUGGGCAAGACCUUUCGUCGCCAAAACUCUCGCAACGAACCUACGAAUAUGGAAGACAGAGGGAAAGCAUAAUGUUCCAUUGGACCUAGAGAUUGGUUUCGUACCUGCCUCGGAAGGAGGACAGUAUCCUGGCCUGUUCCUCUUUUCGUCUCGCGCCCGCAUGAUGCGGCCGGUGAAGUAUCUACCCAACGGACGGGACGAUCAAGUCGGCUCGUUCGAGCAGGUCUACAUGGAUAUCGCCGUCACGCCAGAAGAGAUCGAACCUAGCGUUUCGUCGCAUGUCGAACAUUCGCCUACGAAUUUCCUGUCUAUCCUGGCGAAUAUGACUCCAUUCUCUGACUUCAAUCAGAGUCCCCGUAAUAUCUAUCAAUGUCAGAUGGGUAAGCAAACCAUGGGCACACCAGCGACGGCGUUGAGGCAUCGAACAGACAACAAGCUCUAUCGACUUCAGAGUGGACAAAGUCCGGUCGUGCGCCCAGCCCUUCAUAACACUUACGGCAUGGACUCCUUCCCGAACGGAACCAACGCCAUCGUCGCCGUUAUCUCUUAUACUGGGUAUGACAUGGAGGACGCCAUGAUCCUCAACAAGUCGGCACACGAACGAGGCUUCGCCUACGGUACGGUCUACAAGUCGCAGAUCAUCGACCUGAAGGAACAGAAGGGUGCAAUCAAAGCGACCAGUGCUCCCACGCUUCAUUUCGGACUGGGGUACGAAAUCAAGACGGAAGGGGAUAAGAAACACAGCUGUGUUGAAUUUCUUGAUCUCGAUGGGCUGCCUAAUAUUGGCGCGAGAUUGAAUCCCGGAGAUCCCAUCGCUGCAUACACGGACGAUACAACUGGUGGACGAACCAAGUUUGUGAAGUACAAGGGUGAUGAGGUUGCGUAUAUCGAAGAAGUUCGACUUCUGGGUUCCGACGCUGGUGAUGCUGAGCUGCAGAAGAUCCAUAUCACGCUACGGAUCACUCGGUCCCCCGUCAUCGGCGACAAAUUCUCGUCUCGACACGGUCAAAAAGGUGUCUGCUCGCAAAAAUGGCCGGCCAUCGAUAUGCCGUUCAGUGAGAGCGGUAUGCAGCCAGACGUUAUUAUCAACCCACAUGCCUUCCCUAGUCGUAUGACUAUCGGCAUGUUGGUGGAGAGCAUGGCGGGAAAAGCAGGCGCGAUGCACGGCCUUGCGCAGGACGCCACGCCAUUUACAUUCUCGGAACAGGACACGGCGAUUGAUUAUUUCGGAAAGCAGCUACUCGCCGCUGGGUACAACUACCAUGGAAGCGAGCCAAUGUACUCUGGAAUAACUGGCCAGGAGUUCGCUGCCGACAUCUACUUUGGAGUGGUCUAUUACCAGCGACUCCGACACAUGGUUCUCGAUAAGUUCCAAGUGCGGACGACUGGACCCGUCGACCCGUUAACGCGUCAGCCCGUGAAGGGACGUAAACGGGCUGGUGGUAUCCGUUUCGGUGAAAUGGAACGUGACGCUCUCAUCGCCCACGGCACCUCCUUCCUCCUCCAAGACCGUCUCAUGAACUGCUCCGAUUACUCUACCGCCUGGGUCUGCAGAACCUGCGGUUCUCUCAUCACCCUCGGCUACGAUGACGUCCAGCUCGGCGAAAUCGUCCUCGGUGGUCCUUCCUCACACUCACACGCACCAAAACCUUCGGGCCCACAAGGCGAAUACUGUCGCGUCUGUCGAGCGGCGGCAGAGCAGGAAGAAGAGCGUGAGAGGAAAGCGCUCGUGACGGGGCAAAACCCGGAACGGGUGGGUAAAAACGAUGUGAGGGUGGCGAUUCCGUCACAGCAUGUGUUGGGCAGUAAUGGCGGAGGGAAGGGAGGGGAUCUGGAUAUUGUCGCGGUUCCGUAUGUGUUUAGGUAUCUCUGUGCGGAGCUGGCGUCGAUGGGUAUUGCGGUGUCGUUGGAGGUGAAGUAGUGUGUAUGUACUACAUACGUGCUGCUCUGCAAGCUUUCUUGUUGUAUCGUCCUAUCGCUAUUUUUAUCCGUUGGGGUCG